Molecule: messenger RNA, 1776 nt
Organism: Prorocentrum cordatum
Lineage: Eukaryota; Dinophyceae; Prorocentrales; Prorocentraceae
Source: the annotation of a GenBank genome assembly
AUGCCCCCUGCGAUCGAGCUGGGCGCGGCGAUGUUCGGCGGGGGCGAGCUUACCCCCUGGGCUGGCGCGGUCAUUGCGCCCGAGCGGGCCGCCGCAGAAUCCGCCGACAGCGCCGGCUCGCAGGCGAAGCAGGCGAAGGGCAACGGCAAAGGAGAGCAAUCACUUCUGCGCAAGGUGGCGGCGCUUUCAAUGGCUACCGCUCGCGAGCAGGCUGUGCUCUCGUCCGUCGUGCUGUCGACCUUCCUGGUGCCGAGCGAAUCGUACUUGGCCAAGAACGGCCUGGCGGCCAACAAGAUCUACUCGGACACGGUCAAGAAGAUUCACGAUCGCAAGGGGGCGGGCGAGGAAGUCGAUCUCGACAGCCCAGGGCCUCCGCUUAUCGCGGUGUUCUUCCUCUCGGCGCGCGCCAUGAUGACGCAGGGAUCGGAUCAGAAGUAUCUCAAGGACCAGACGCCGCAAUGCAUGGCCUCGUUGGUCAGGCAGUUCGCAGCGCGGGCCCCGCGCGGCCCUGGCAGCAAGCGGACGCAGGGCAAAGUCAUGCUGACGCUGGCGCUGGGCCCCAACCCCGAGGCGCAGGCGGUGAACGCGAUGAUGGACUUGGCGCUCGCGGCGUGCAAGGCCGUACAGAUGGCCCUAAAGGGUCGAGAGAGCUCGGACGGAAGCUGCGCCAGCGGCUGCAGCAGCGCCGCCAGCAGCGCAACUGGCGGCAACGACUCGGGCACCGCCUCCUGGCGUUUCAGUCGCAGCGGCGGCUGCUCCGGCGCGCGGCGGGGCUGCCAGAGCACCGCGGCGGACCUCCGUGGGGUCCUGCUGAGAGCAGGCUGGGCCUGCUCGGUCGAGCAGCUCGGGGACGGCACGCACUUGCGCGCGGCAGGGCCCGGGCCGGGCAAGCGCCUGAGCGCGGGCCGGAACACGAGCGCCCCGCCCAUUGGCGGCGCGCUUGCUGCCCCGCCAGAGCUCCGCGGCUGCGACUCGCGGUGCUCCACCGCGGCCACGAGCACCCCGCGCGGGUGCGUGGCGUCGCUCGGCGAGCAGAGGCAGAGGAGCGGCUUCGACGUGGGCUCGCAGGGCGCCGCUCGCCCCUUGCGGGCCGGGGCCCGCGCGUCCUGCGAGGCCGAGCCGGACAGGGCGCACCUCAAGCGCUACAUGGUGCGCUCCAGCCAGGGCGGAGCCUCGCAGAUCGAGGGCCGAGAGGUCUCCCCCGCGGUCGACGACGCCGGCUCCGGCGCCGAGGAGUCGGUGGCCCUGCUGCGGGAGCAUGUCAACCACGACCUCGCGGCCGUCGGGAGGUAUGCCGAGCUGGUCAUGAGGGAUGGCGUCGCGCCGUUCCCUGGCUGCAUGCUGGGCACGUCGCCACAGCACUUCGGGAGCCAGACUGGCGCACACGACACCUCGCAGCAGAAGUCUCCGUGCACACCUAAGCCUUUGCCGAGCGACACUAAUGGACCUUCGAGCGCGCCGCCUCGGGUGCGCCCGCCGCGGCUUGCGAGCAGCAGCAGCCCCGCGGCGCUCGCCGCGGGCGUGGCCGCGGCGCCGCCCUCCGCGGAUGCGCGCCGCACCGUCGGCGCUGCGCCCGUGGCCGCGGCGGGCGGCGCUCGGGAGGCGCAGCGGCCGCCCGGCGGCGAGGCGGCAGGUGAAAGCAGCGCUGUGAAUCCGGAGCUGCAGACCACGCUGGCACGCCGGACGCGUGCCUGCAGCGGCGGGCGCAGCUUCUCCGUGUGGUCCUUCCGGCGGGGAGGCGCCGCGGCGGCCCAGAAGCGGUACGAAGUGCCGUGA